AUGGCAUCAAACAGUUCUCAAAUGAAUUAUUCAUCAAAAGUUGGUUCUGCUGCAAUGACAUCAACAUCAAAUCCAGUUAAAGAUGUUUUUGUUGAUGCUAUGGUUGUAUUAAAAAUUAUCAAACAUGCUCAUGAAGAAACCACUGAUGCUGCACAAGGUGGUCUUCUUGGUUUGGUUAAGGACUCUACACUUGAAAUAACGAAUUGUUUUCCAUUUCCAAAUCAAAAUAAACCAGAAAAUAUUGAUCUUGAUUUUGAACAAUAUCAAUCCGAUAUAAUCCGUAAUUUACGUCGAGUCAAUUCAGAUUAUUUACAAGUUGGUUUUUAUGAUAGUAGUUUCAAUCGAUCACUUGCACAAUCAAUGGUCCCUUAUCAAUUGUCCGGUGUUGAAGAAUCUAUCGCACUUGUUUAUGAUCAAGCAUUGGCUUUACAAGGUUAUAUUAGCUUAAAAGCAUUUCGUUUAACACCUGCUGCACUUGAACAUUUGAAGAAUGAAGAUUAUUUUUCACCAGAUAGUGCAAAACAAGCAAAUCUUAAUUUCGAGAAUUUAUUAGAAGAAUUACCAGUUGUAUUUCGAAAUUCUCAUUUAGUCAAUUCACUUCUAUGUGAAAUUGAUGAACAAGCAAGACUUAGUUCAAAAUCAAAUACAUUUCUUGAUUUAGGCACAAGUGGAAAUCUUGAACGUCAACUUCGAACAUUAAUUGAUUGUGUUGAUGAUUUUUCAACUGAUGCAAUGCGUUAUGUCAAUUAUCAAAAACAAGUUCAACGACAACAAAGUCGUCGUAAUCAACGUGAUUCAAAUCGUCGUAAUGAUGCCUAUGAUGAAGAUUUUGAUCGAAUGACAAAAGGUUAUACUCAAUCAAGACGUAAUGCAUUACUCAAUGCUUCACAAAUAAAUAAUCAAUGUGAUAAUAUCACACAAUUUGCAGCCCAAGGUUUAGCUAAAUUAUUUAUGGCACAAGCAGUUCAUGAGAAACAAUAA
Messenger RNA from Adineta steineri, 981 nucleotides. Lineage: Eukaryota; Metazoa; Rotifera; Eurotatoria; Adinetida; Adinetidae. The record is from the annotation of a GenBank genome assembly.